GUUCCUGUAAACAGAACAAAGGAAGUACAGGAAGCUCGCAUGAAGCUACCAGUGUGUGGUGAAGAACAGGUUAUUAUGGAAGCCAUUCGUAACAACACUGUCGUAGUCAUUUGUGGUGAGACUGGUUCAGGAAAAACCACGCAGGUUCCCCAGUUCUUGUACGAGGCUGGUUGGUCUCAUCCUGAUAGCGACAACCCUGGUCUCAUUGCUAUUACACAGCCUCGUCGUGUGGCUGCAGUUAGUAUGGCAAAGCGUGUCGGUUAUGAACUAAACCUUCCAGAAAGUGUUGUUUCUCAUCAGAUCCGUUAUGAUGUAACAACUUCUGAAAAAACACGUAUUAAAUUCAUGACAGAUGGUGUACUCUUGCGUGAGCUAUCUCAAGACCUUUUGCUGACAAAGUACUCUGUUAUCAUCAUCGAUGAAGCGCACGAACGUAACUUGAAUACAGAUAUUCUUAUUGGUGUUGUGAGCAGAGUCUUGAAAUUAAGAGCAGAACUUAGUCGCGAAGAUCGUGCCAAGAUCAAGCCUCUUCGUGUAGUCAUCAUGUCUGCUACUCUCCGUGUUUCCGAUUUCACAGAAAACUCAACACUGUUCACUAAACCACCACCUGUUAUCAGUGUGAAUGCAAGACAAUAUCCAGUGUCUAUCCACUUUAACAAACGUACGCCUGAAGAUCAUGUUGCCGAAGCAUUUAAGAAGGUGUCAAAGAUUCACGAUCGCUUACCGGAAGGUGGUAUUCUUAUCUUCUUGACGGGUCAAAAUGAAAUUCAACAUCUCUGUAAACUACUCCGCGAGAAAUACCCUUCGCUUCCUCCAAAGGCGGCUCUUGAGGAGCGCAAACGCAUCAGACAAGCAGCAGAGCUUGAAUUAAAACGAGAUGCUGCUAUUCCAGGAGAAGAAUCCGAUUCCGAUGACAGUGAUAGCGAUCUUGGUUUUGACGAAGAAGAACUUGUAUCGACUAAGGAUGGUAAGUGGGAGUAUAUAUAUAAAUGCGAAUAUGGAAAGUUUACUUACACUAUUUCGUAUGCAGCUCCUCUUCACGUAUUGCCUCUAUAUUCUUCCUUGCCUACGGAAGCACAGCUUCGUGUAUUUCAACCUCCUCCAGAGGGAACACGACUUUGUGUGAUUGCCACAAACGUGGCAGAAACAUCUGUUACAAUCCCUGGUAUUCGUUAUGUAGUUGAUUGUGGAAAAGCAAAGGAGCGACGGUAUGAUAUCAAAACUGGUGUCCAGUCCUUCGAAGUUGAUUGGACUUCCAAGGCAUCCGCGGGUCAGCGUGCUGGUCGUGCAGGAAGAACAGGACCUGGUCACUGUUACAGACUUUAUUCUUCAGCUGUAUUUGAUCAUGAUUUUGAGCAGUUCUCAACUCCAGAAAUCAGCCGCAUGCCUAUUGAAGGUGUUGUACUCAACAUGAAGUCUAUGGGCAUCGACAACGUUGUCAACUUCCCCUUCCCCACCCCACCAGAAAGACAAACUCUUUCCAAAGCGGAGAAGCUACUUGGGUAUCUUGGAGCUAUCGAUACAGAUGUCAAGCAUAUCACACCUGUCGGUCAAGCAAUGGCUAAUCUUCCUGUCACUCCUCGGUUUGCUAAAAUGCUGGUCAUCGGAAAUCAGCAAGACUGCUUACCAUUCGUUAUUGCCAUUGUUGCUGCUUUGUCAACUGAAAUCGCAAAAGCCAGACGAAGAUUGAUGAGAAAGAAGUAUUUUGAGUCACAAAUCAAGCAUGCCGGGUUGGACCGAUCUAGCGAUAUUCUCAAGCUGCUGAAUGUUGUGGGUGCUUAUGAGUAUGCAGGUGCCACAGCUGAGUUCUGUGAAGAGAACUUCUUGCGUUCAAAGGCCAUGGAAGAAAUUCGAAAGCUCCGAUGGCAGCUUACUAACCUUAUGGCUGCUUUAUUUGAGAAUGUGGAUGUCUGGGUUGAUCCUAAGAUGCUGCCUCCUACAAAGCGCCAAAUCAAAUUUCUUAAACAAGUCAUCACUGCUGGCUUCAUCGAUUCCGUGGCUAUUCGUAAAGACGUGAUUGAAAACGGUGGUCAGGGCGGUACUCGCUUCAAGAACGCAAGAGGCGUAGCCUACAAGUUGAUGUGGAGUGAAGAGGAAGCAUUCAUUCACCCUGGAUCUAUUUUGUACAGCCAGGAGCCUCCUAUUGCUUUGGUGUACAACGAACUAUUCAAGGGAGCAACAAAGACCUGCUUCAAGGGAGUUACUGCCAUUGAUACAAAAUGGCUGCCAGAAAUCGGUAAAGAGUUUUGUUCGUUUGGACGACCACUUGAUCACCCUAUUCCAAAGUACAGCGAACAGACAAAAGAUAAGAAAACGGUAUAUGUUGUUCCUAGCUUUGGACCAAAGGGUUGGCCAUUACCACCUAUCCAGGUUGAGAUGCAUAGAAAGGGCACUAGAUGGGUUAUUAGUGCAUAGAAGAAGAAGAAGAAAACUAAAACAUAUAAUACAAAAUCAUCAAGCUUUUUUUUUUUAAAAAAAAAUCAUUUACAUGUCACAUUUCAUAAAAAAUAUAUAUAUCUAUAUUUUAUAAUCACAAUGCUUAGGUUAGCCUUAACUAUAAAAAUUCCUAAAAAGGAAAGUAGUACUUUGUAUAAAUCACCCAUUUAAUUCGCCCGAUCUUCUUAUCGUCUCUCUCCUAUUCCUCUGCUCUUACUAACUCUUAUCUCAAAAUAAAUGACAGUUCUUCCCC
Molecule: messenger RNA, 2689 nt
Organism: Phycomyces blakesleeanus NRRL 1555(-)
Lineage: Eukaryota; Fungi; Mucoromycota; Mucoromycetes; Mucorales; Phycomycetaceae
Exons: 14
Coding region: 40-2415 (791 amino acids)
Biological process (GO): maturation of SSU-rRNA from tricistronic rRNA transcript (SSU-rRNA, 5.8S rRNA, LSU-rRNA)
Cellular component (GO): intracellular anatomical structure; nucleolus
Molecular function (GO): ATP binding; RNA binding
Source: RefSeq, a predicted model, not a curated record